Messenger RNA from Cicer arietinum (chickpea), 2226 nucleotides. The record is from RefSeq and is a predicted model, not a curated record. NCBI's taxonomy places the organism in Eukaryota, Viridiplantae, Streptophyta, Magnoliopsida, Fabales, Fabaceae.
AACUUCUCGUUAAACCCCAAACCCUACGCGUUAGCUGAAUGCUAAGAAGUGAAGCGCAAUGCAAACUGUGUAAGUUGCAAAGCUUUAUUUAUCUACAUUCAUUAAUAUGGUACAUCUCUGUUGAUUUCUCCCAUGGCGUUCCUCGCUUCAAAAUUCGUACACCAAUCCACUCUUCAUCUUCGUCUCACUCCCUUCCAAUAUCUUCGUAAGGUUGUGCCGAAAUCUUUUGUUGCGGUUGAGGCAUCUGAGAAUUUCACGAACCAAAAUGAUAACGGAUCAAUUCGUGAAGAAGGAAAUAAGAAGGUCCCUGAAUGGAAGAGGAUAGGUUCCAAAGAGCUUGGAGUUCAUAAUUCUUCCAUUGGAGUCACUAUCAAGAAGGUUCUUAACGGCCUGAAGAAAAGGGGAUAUGAUGUAUACCUUGUAGGAGGUUGUGUACGGGAUCUUAUUCUAAAGCAAACACCAAAGGAUUUUGAUAUUAUAACUUCAGCAGAGUUAAAAGAGGUGAUGAAAGUAUUUUCCUGGUGUAAGAUAGUUGGCAGACGUUUCCCUAUAUGCCAUGUUCACAUGGAUGGUACCAUUGUCGAGGUGUCAAGUUUUAACACUGCCAGAUGCAAGAAGAGUGUCGAAUUCUCUCAUCAUAGACAAGCACCCAAUGAUUGUGAUGAGAAGGACCUUCUUCGGUGGAUGAAUUGUUUAAACCGGGACUUCACAAUUAAUGGGUUGAUGCUUGACCCAUAUGCAAGAAUUGUUUAUGAUUACAUGGGAGGAAUAGAAGAUCUUAGAAAAGCUAAAGUACGAACUAUAAUUNNUGCUGAUAUUUCAUUUCAGGAGGAUUGUGCUCGCAUUCUACGUGCAAUUAGAAUUGCUGCUCGCCUAGGAUUUAGUAUUUCUAAGGAAACAGCACAUUUUGUUAAAAAUCUGUCUUCUUCAGUAUUAAAACUUGAUAAGAAUAGGCUCCUAAUGGAAAUAAAUUAUAUGCUAGCUUAUGGUUCCGGUGAAGCUUCUUUGAGGCUAUUAUGGAAAUUUGGACUGCUAGAUAUACUUCUUCCCUUCCAGGCUGCUUAUUUUGCUCAUCACGGGUUUCGAAGGAGGGACAAAAGAACCAAUAUGCUUUUGUCUCUCUUCUCCAAUUUAGAUAAGCUUUUGGCUCCAAAUCGUCCAUGUCAUAGUAGCUUAUGGUUUGGGAUCCUAGCAUUACAUAAAGCAUUGAGUGAUCGACCAAGGGACCCCUUGGUGGUUGCUGCAUUUAGCCUUGCAGUCCAUAAUGGUGGAAAUUUGUUGGAAGCAGUGAACAUAGCAGGGAUGAUUAACAAACCGCAUGAUAUGAGAUUUCCUGAACUAUUAGAUCCUUCAGGUUUGGAUACAGAGGCAUUGGAAGCUGGCGUUAGGGAUCUCGCAGAGUCUGUUAGAGGGACAUUGUUGCAAAUGACUGAUGAGCAUUUUGUAUCUCAGGCUAUGGCUGACUAUCCUCAAGCCCCUAAUUCAGACCUAGUGUUCAUUCCAUUAGGAUUGUACGUAAAAGCAUUCAGCAUUUUUGAAUCUGUGAAAAGGAGCGCUAAUAGGAAAUGUUUGUCAAAGCAAGGGAUGAAAAUUGAUUAUGAGUCCUUAGCUGAUGGUAAUUUACAAGAAAUAAGACACGUUUUUGCAAGAAUUGUAUUUGAUACCGUGUUCCCACUUCACCAAGAUCAGGACCAGUCAUUAAAGAGCAGCUGGGUUCCACAGGGAGGCUAGUUUGAAGGUUUAUUAGAAAUUAUGUGAAAAAAACACUUACUGAAAUAACCAUUCUAUCGAGGGGAAUAGUUCUGAUGAUAGUGAGAGUAAAUUGGUGGAAGGUCUAAUUCCAGCUCUGAGAGGUACUUGCAAGAAAUAUCAUCAAUUUGUUUUUCAUCAACACUUCAGAGGAAUGGUACUACCCUACUCUGCUAUUCAAUGCAUUUAACUCAGAAGCUACAUAGCCAACGGAUAAUGGAGGAAGAUCAUAUUUAUCACAAAAGAGCUGCCCUGCACCCCAAAAUCCGUCGUUCUUCAGUUUUGGCGUGUAAUGUUAAAUCUCAUUAUAAUUAAUUAUUAUUUUAGUGGAAGAAUAGGUUUUUGCUUUCUUUCAUGAAUUUAUCGAUGUGUGAAACAAUUUUUUAGGGUUUUUUUGGUAAAGAAUUCUGUAAAUGGCUGAUACGGGGACAUCUAAUUUUUGAGAGAUCAAUUUAGUGAAGUAUGAUUUUUUUGACA